Messenger RNA from Saprolegnia parasitica CBS 223.65, 1284 nucleotides. RefSeq lists its product as hypothetical. Bases 1 to 1284 code for a protein of 427 amino acids. The transcript has 3 exons. The record is from RefSeq and is a predicted model, not a curated record. NCBI's taxonomy places the organism in Eukaryota, Oomycota, Saprolegniomycetes, Saprolegniales, Saprolegniaceae.
AUGAGCAGCGAUCUGAGCUUCAAGGACAAGGUGUCCAAGUCGCUCUCGUUCCUCUCCGUGCUCGGGAAGAAGAAGCAGCCCGAGCCGCCGCCGAGCAGGAACGCGUACCCGCCGCCGCCGUCGAGCUACUACGGCUACGACGCGCGAACCGCAACCUACGACCAGCGCGCCUACGAGCAGCAGCAACAACAACAGCCGCGGUACUAUGACGGCGCACCACCGCCGCUGCUUCCGCCCAUGCAUCCGUACGUGGUGUCGGCGCCAGACCGCGUCGACGAGCUCCUGUGUACGCCAACACCGGAGGCGCGGUUCCCAACACCGACGCCCGAUAUCAAGUACCCGUCGCCGUACGACUUUGCGAAAGACCGCCCGACGCCUGUCGAGAAAAUGGAGGACCUCCAGCAGCUGCAGGAAGCGCUCUUGCCGUCCCCGUUCGACUACUUGCGCAAGGCGAGCGGCGGCAUCAACUACCAGCAACCGCAGCCACAGUCGCAACCGAUGAGCGGCAACGACUACCGUGUCGCAGACGAAAUCAACACGUUGUGCAGAGACUUGGUGAGCCACGGCAUGCGCACCAAGGAGAGCGCCCGCAAGUACUCGACUGCGUCGUCGGUCUCGUCCAUGUCUUCGGUCUCGUCGUCGUCGCUGCCGCGGGCGAAUUCGCGCCACGAUGUCUUCAUCAAGUCCGAACCGACCACGAACCACGCGUACGGUGACUUUAUUGAGCUCGCGACGGCCAACGGCGGGUACUCGUCGGGUGGCGGCAAGAGCUACGACUCGGACUCGUCCAGUGGCGGCGCCGUCAAGCACGAGCACGGCAGCGGUGCCAAGCAGUACCGUCGGAAGAACUGCUCUGUCGAAGGCUGCAGCAACCUCUCGCGCUCCAAGGGGCUCUGCAAGGCACACGGUGGUGGCCGCCGAUGCUCCGUGGAAGGGUGCACGCGAGCGAGCCAGAGCAGCAGCCUUUGCAUCGCGCACGGCGGCGGAAAGCGCUGUACAGUUGAAGGCUGCACAAAGGCCGCCCAAUCGCGCGGCAUGUGCAAAGCCCACGGCGGCGGCGUCCGUUGCCGCAUCGAAGGCUGUACCAAGUCGAGUCAAGGCGACGGCUACUGCCGGUCCCACGGCGGCGGUCGUCGAUGUGGCCAUCCAAGCGGGUGCCUCAAGUGGGCGCAGCGCAACGGCAUGUGCAUGACCCACAGCGAAGGAAAGUACGGCAAUAGCUACCGAGGCCGACUGGCGAGACAGUCGACCGACGACGAGAUGGACGACACAGACAUGACGUAG